AUGAAGUAUGGGGUGUUGUUGGGGCUGGUGGCCAGUGCCCUGCAGGAGGCAGUGCUUCACCCUGAGGACGUUGACCCUGUCAUCUUCGCCAAAGGCCUGGGCAUGGGGAUGGCAGUGGUGGUGUUGAUGCUGGCACAGCUCUGGGACCUGCUGGUGGCUGUCAGCAGUUGCAUGGGACAUAUUGAGAUGGGGUGGCUGCUAGCCCAUGAUCCCCUUGUGCCCUGUGUCAAUGGUGGCACCUUGUAGGUCAUCACUUUCUUGCAGUGCUGCUGCUGCCUCUUUUUCUCGAUGCUUGAUGCUGUCAUAGGGAACUUCCUGGAUCACUUCACCCUCAUCCUCAAGAUCUCUAGUGACCCCAGUCCUGACUACAACAUUGAACAGAUGGCCAAGAAAGGGACCAGGCUGCUGGAACUGCCCUAGAAGAUGGAGGGCAUGGAGGACUGCAUUCUGGGGCUGCUGUCGCAUGUUGAGGUGGUGGCCCUGCGCCUCCUGGCCACUGGUGAAGCCACCCCUAAGGGCUUCUGCUUCUUGCAGAAAACACCAUUCUCUAUGCUAGUGGAGGAGAUAGAAGGAAGGCACAAUGGCCUUGAUGCGAGCAACCAAGUGUUGCUGGUGGGCGGUGUCAAAUGCAACUGAAGCCUCCAGGAAAUGUGCAGUGCUCACAGGACUCAGCUGUGUGCCAGCAAUGAGAGAUUCUGCGUAGACCACGGAGCCAUCAUUGCCAAAGCUGGGUGGGAAAUGCUGUGCACGGGUCAAGUGUGUUGGACAUCACAGUCAGGCAUCAAGCAGAGGUACCACACAGAGGAAGUGGAGAUCAACUGGCAGAACUGA
Messenger RNA from Numida meleagris (helmeted guineafowl), 831 nucleotides. RefSeq names its product O-sialoglycoprotein endopeptidase (gene OSGEP). The record is from RefSeq and is a predicted model, not a curated record. Lineage: Eukaryota; Metazoa; Chordata; Aves; Galliformes; Numididae. Gene Ontology annotation, cellular component: EKC/KEOPS complex; cytoplasm.